AUGAGUGUAGUUGAUACGCUUCACUCAAAGCUUGGCCUACAAGGCGCAGGCUCCCCUCAUAUUUCCAUUGGCAUCGCCGCUUUCUUAGUCUGCGCUCUCGUUGCCUCUGUGCUCCUUCUGUCUUUACAGAAAGACAAGGCUGAGAAUGUAAUCGUGACUUAUGCGAAGUUUGUGUAUGCGAGUUUCUUGAAACCUCACGAGCGUGAUCGAGGCGGUGAAGGCGGCCAACAACAUGCACUGGAGAGCUUUUACCGAAGCCAGGCAAGCGCUUAUGAUGCGACCCGCAAGACACUGCUCCGUGGUCGCGAGGAUAUGCUCGGACUUUUGGCUGCCCAACUUAAGUUCAGAGAGGUGCAGAACAAGCUCUCUGCUGGAAAGCCCGUAUGGGUCGACAUUGGUGGAGGAACUGGGUACAAUAUCGAGGCAAUGAACCAAUUCCUUCCCGUGGAAACCUUUUUCUCUCACGUGUACCUGGUGGAUCUUUCUCCAUCUCUUCUGGAGGUCGCGCGGCAGAGAUUUGCACGUCUUGGUUGGAAGAAUGUCACCGUGGUUUGCCAGGAUGCCCGCGAGUUCCGCCUCCCGGGUGUGUCGGAGAACGGCGCAUCCAAGUCCCAGGAAGGAGGUGCUGAUCUGGUGACUAUGAGCUACAGCUUGUCGAUGAUUCCAGACUAUUACAGCGUCGUUGAUUCCUUGACCAAGCUUCUGAAACCGACCGGUAUCAUUGGAGUCUGUGAUUUCUACGUGCAAAGCAUCGUUGACGUCUCGUGCCGAAACUACACUGGCGGCGUCUUCAACCGGCAUGUCAACUGGCUUGGACGGGUGUUCUGGCGGGCGUGGUUUGAUUUUGACCGCGUUGAUCUGGAAGCUGCUCGUCGAGACUACCUCGAAUACCGCUUUGGAACGAUCAUUUCGGCGAGCGGGCGAAACUAUCUCCUGGGAGGAAUACCCUACUAUAUCUUCCUUGGAUGCCAGAAAGACAUCGCGUCGAGCAAUUCAAGCCGCGAGGCUAUUGAAAGGCUGAAUGCGUCCUUUACGGAGUCCCCGUACCUGUCUCCAGCAAACCAUCGAAAGGAGAUGAACGAUGCUGUCGAACGUGCUACUCCUGAGAUCCGGUCCAAAGCCUAUGAAUCUGCCGUGGUCAACCUGAGCUCCAAUCUUCCCCUUCCGUCUACAUUCUACCAGAAUCACCACUACCGGAUUUAUUACAACGACUUGCUACCAAAGCACACGCAGUUUAACAACGAAUACAUCUACGCUUUCAACUGGGAGGACCCUCGUGUCGACCAUCGUUUGUUGAACAUCACGAGUGAUGACGUUAUCCUGACCAUCACUAGUGCGGGUGACAAUAUUUUGGACUACUUACAGAAGAACCCCAAGAGAAUCCAUGCCGUUGACAUGAACCCCAAUCAGAACCACCUCCUCGAGCUUAAGGUCGCUUGUUUCAGCGCUUUGCCUUACAAGGACGUCUGGAAGAUUUUCGGUGAAGGAAAGCAUCCCGAGUUCCGUGAACUUCUGAUCUCCCGGCUCAGCCCACAUCUCUCCAGCCAGGCUUUCCAGUACUGGCUAGACAAUACCAAUGUUUUUACGUCCAAGUCUGGAAAGGGCCUUUAUGAGACUGGCGGAUCACGACACGCGAUUAAGCUUGUGCGAUACUUGUUCACGGUGUUUGGCCUGUCGGGGAAAGUCAAGAAGUUCUGCGAGGCCCCGACUCUGAACGAGCAGCGGAAAAUGUGGCCGCAAAUCCGAGGUGUCUUGCUGAGCAAACUUCUCAACUGGGCUGUGGUUGGAACGGAAUGGUUUGCCUGGAAGGCCGCCGGAGUCCCACCGGCUCAGAGAAACAUGAUCAUUGACGACUACCUCAAGAGAAAGGGCCUUAGCGGUGUGAAGAAGGGUUCGGACGUCAGUGGUCGGGCUAUCCGGGAAUAUGUAGUCGAUACGUUGGAUCCCGUUGCCAAGGAGACUCUGAUCAGCAACGACAAUUACUUCUACUACCUGUGUCUCCAAGGACGCUACUCGCGAAGUUGUCACCCAACAUAUUUGACUCCUAAGGCUCACGUCAAACUGUCCGCUCCUGGAGCCUUUGACGGUCUCCGAAUUCACACCGACGGGCUUGAUGAGGUUAUUUCACGCAUCAAGCCGGGAACUUUGACCAUUGCAGUGGUGAUGGAUUCAAUGGACUGGUUCAACCCCAAGGAAGAUGCUGCAGCGAAGCAGGCCCGAGCUCUUAACCGUGCCCUGAAGAUCGGCGGCCGCGUCUUGCUGAGAUCCGCGAGCAUCGAGCCAUGGUACAUCAAGGACUUCCAGGACAACGGCUUUACUCCCCGUCGUGUGGGAGCCAGAUUCCCGGGAUCAUGUAUCGACCGGGUGAACAUGUACGCCUCUGCUUGGAUUUGCACGAAGACCACAGAGGUGGACGCCAAAAGCUCGGAUCCUCCGCGUCCAGUGAGCGGUACCACAAUUGGACGAUCGAACAGCGUUGACCACCUCGAGAUUUAA
Rasamsonia emersonii CBS 393.64 is the source of this 2496-nucleotide messenger RNA. RefSeq lists its product as uncharacterized. The record is from RefSeq and is a predicted model, not a curated record. The transcript has 9 exons. Lineage: Eukaryota; Fungi; Ascomycota; Eurotiomycetes; Eurotiales; Trichocomaceae. Bases 1 to 2496 code for a protein of 831 amino acids.